Molecule: messenger RNA, 708 nt
Organism: Cucurbita maxima (winter squash)
Lineage: Eukaryota; Viridiplantae; Streptophyta; Magnoliopsida; Cucurbitales; Cucurbitaceae
Product: protein MNN4-like
Exons: 2
Coding region: 1-708 (235 amino acids)
Source: RefSeq, a predicted model, not a curated record
AUGCAGAUUGAACAUGAAAAACAGAUGGUUCAAAUGCAAGCUGCAAUCCCUUCGAAAUCCCCUGAAAAUCCCAAAACAAUGACAAAGAAGAAGCCCAUGCGAUCGACAAAUGAGCCAAAAAAACUACCAGAUCAUGAGGAGAAGAAGAGAGAUUCAAAGCAACAACCCAAAACUGUCGUGGAUAAAUCUGAGACACACAAGAAAAGAAAGAAGUUUGGAGCUCUGGUUCAGGUUAAAGAGGGUUUGGAGCUCGACUUGAAGAAGAAUGCCGACAAGAAGAAACAGAAUCAAAUGAAUGAAGUGGGAGAUAGGAUUUGUAGGUUAGUUGAGAGUGAGAGAUUGAAGAAUGUGGAGAUUGAGAGAUUGAAAGAUAAGAAUAAUGGGCUUGUGUUGAAAGUUGAGGAAGAAAGGGAGAAAUGGAUGAAGGUUUGUUGUGAGAGGGAUGGAAUUAAGGCUAAUUCUGAUGAUGAAUUGUUUGAGGAAUCACGAGAUUUGAGAAAGAAAAUGAUUGAAUUGGAGAAGAAUGAGAAAAGGGCUUUGGAAGAGAUAGAGGAUUUGGAGGUGAAAUGCAAGAAGUUGUUAGGUGAAAGGAUGGAGAGUGAGAUUAUGAAUCGGAAUCGUUGGAAGAGAAGAAAUUUGUUAAGAGGUUAUUGGAUGAAUCUGGUAGGAUUAUUGAAGAUUUUGAGAGAAAAGUCGAUUCAAUUGUAG